AACAUGGCCGAUCAGAAGGAAAUCAGCCCACGGGCAACUGAUCAAGGUCGGAAUUACGAGUCGAUUACGCAAACCCCUUCCAAGGAUAAGACUCAGGUUCAGACACGGUAUGAGGAUGUAUCGGAUGAGCAUUCGAAUAAUCCGUUUGCAGACCCCGAGGUCGCAGAGCGUUAUGCUCUCAUCUAUGAGAAAGCGCAGUAUGAGUGUCGACAUGUGUUUGAUCCGACCUUGACGUGGACUGCGGAAGAGGAGAAGGCGCUCGUCCGGAAAUUGGACUGGCGGGUUUGUCUGUGGGCUUGUGUCAUGUUUUUCGGGCUUCAGGUCGAUCGAGGGAAUCUCGUGCAGGCUGUGUCGGAUAAUAUGCUGAAUGACCUCGGUCUGACCACGAAUGACUACAACACUGGCAAUACCAUCUUUCUGGUCGCUUUCCUUCUAGCUGAGCUUCCAUCGCAAUUGGUGUCCAAGCAGAUUGGCCCUGAUCGAUGGAUUCCCACGCAGAUGACCUUAUGGUCAAUUGUUGCUACCGCGCAGGCUGGUCUGGCUGGAAAGCGAUCAUUCUACGCUACGAGAGCCAUGCUGGGAAUACUCGAGGGCGGCUUCAUCCCCGACAUUGUCCUCUGGCUGUCCUACUUUUAUACCAGCCGAGAACUCCCUACUCGCCUAAGUCUCUUCUGGACCGCUCUCUCGGUCACCACCAUCAUCACAUCCUUCCUGGCAUUCGGCAUCCUCCACAUGCGCGAUGUCCAAGGCCUAGCCGGCUGGAGAUGGCUCUUCCUCAUCGAAGGCCUCAUCACCUUGGUCAUCGGCCUCGUCUCCUACUUCCGCAUGCCCGCCUCGGCCGUGGACACGAAGAAAUGGUUCCGCCCGAAAGGCUGGUUCACGGACCGAGAGGUCAGCAUCGUAGUGAACCGCGUCCUCCGCGAUGAUCCCUCCAAAGGAGACAUGCACAACCGCCAACCCAUCACCCCGCGUCGACUCUGGAACUCCCUCCGCGACUACGACCUCUGGCCAAUCUACCUCCUCGGUCUCAUCGUCUACAUCCCCCAAACCCCAGUGACAUCGUACAUCACAUUGACCCUGAAAUCCGUCGGCUUCAGCACGUUCACCACAAACCUCCUCACGAUCCCCUACAGCAUCGGCCACAUCAUCUGCCUUCUCACCCUCACCCGUCUCAGCGAAUACCUCAACGAACGCUCCCUCGUCGCCAUGAUCCAACCCAUCUGGACCCUUCCCUGCAUCAUCGCGUUACGUUUCUGGUCCGGCACCAUGACCAACGCGUGGGGAACAUAUGCCAUCGUCACUGUCCUGCUUUGCUAUCCCUACUGUCAUGCUAUUCUGGUGGGCUGGUGUUCGAAGAAUUCGAAUAAUGUGGGGACGAGGACGAUUUCAGCAGCGUUGUAUAAUAUGUUCGUCCAACUCGGCGCCAUAAUAGGGAACAAUAUCUACCGCGCGGAUGAUAAACCGAAAUAUCGUCGAGGAAACUCCGCCCUGUUGGGGAUUAAUCUGCUCGCGAUUGUCUUGUUUCUCUUGACGAAGGUGUAUUAUGUGUAUCGGAAUAGGCAGCGCGAUCGCGUGUGGAAUGGGAUGACGGAGGAGCAACGACAGGAGUAUUUACGCACGUCGACGGAUACAGGGAGUAAGAGGUUGGAUUUUAGGUUUGCACACUAG
Aspergillus ibericus CBS 121593 is the source of this 1668-nucleotide messenger RNA. RefSeq names its product MFS general substrate transporter. Gene Ontology annotation, biological process: transmembrane transport. Gene Ontology annotation, molecular function: transmembrane transporter activity. The record is from RefSeq and is a predicted model, not a curated record. The transcript has 10 exons. Lineage: Eukaryota; Fungi; Ascomycota; Eurotiomycetes; Eurotiales; Aspergillaceae. Bases 4 to 1668 code for a protein of 554 amino acids. Gene Ontology annotation, cellular component: membrane.